GAGCGGAGGGUCCACACACACACACACACACACACACACACACAGAGAUACAGAGAGAGAGAGAGAGAGAGAGAGAGAGAGAGAGAGAGAGAGAGAGAGAGAGAGAGAGAGAGAGAGAGAGAGGAGCAGGAGUCCACGGACGGACCAACUUUUAAUGUAUGCGGGGCCCGGAGAGCCGCCGUGUAGCGCCGCGCUGCUUUCUCCCUCUUUACGCAUCCCCCCGGUCGACUUCGCUUCGCUCUUUCCUCACUUGUUCAGUAGCUCGUCUGGUUUUUGGCUCAAGAAGAAGAAGAAGAAGAAGAAGAGCGGUUCUUUUUUAAGUCCUCCUGCGACUUCCAAAACAGAGCCGGCCUCGACUGAACGAUUGAUUAAGUGACUGCAUGGCUCAGACUGAACAUGAAGAGCCUCAAAGCCAAGUUUAGAAAAACCGAUGCCAACGAGUGGAACAAAAAUGACGAGCGCCUGCUCGCUGCGGUGGAGCACGGCGAGGUGGACAAAGUGGCGCCGCUCCUCGCCAAGAAAGGUGCCAAUGCCGUAAAGUUGGACAGCGAGGGCAAAUCAGCUCUUCAUGUAGCAGCUGCCCGUGGUCUCACAGACUGUCUGUCCAUCAUCUUGGCUCACGGAGCCGACCUGUCAAUCACUGACGCUGCUGGCUUUAGUCCUUUACACCUGGCUGCCAAAAACAAUCAUAUCGAAUGCUGCAGAAAGCUCAUCCAGAGUAAAUGUCCCAUCGAUGCUGUAGACAGCUCAGGAAAGACUGCUCUCCAUCACGCUGCUGCCAGCGGCAACAUCCAGAUCGUCCAACUGCUGUGUGAACACAAAAGCCCCGUCAACCUGAAAGAUGCAGACGGCCUCACAGCCCUGCUGCUGUCAGCCAAACACAGUCACCCUGACGUCUGCAGCACUUUGCUGGACUGUGGUGCUGAAAUCAACACUCCGGAGAACAGUGGCAGGACGGCCUUGAUGCUCGCAGCCGAGUCCAGCGCGGCGCCGGUCGUCGAAGUGUUGGUUCAGCGAGGAGCGGAGCUGACGACUGUAGAUGCAGAGGGCCACAAUGUCGCACACUACAUCAAGAUGUCGGGAAACCCCGAGGCGAGAACCGCUCUCAUGGUCGCUCUGAACCAACAUCCUGUCUCAGACGCCAAGUCUCCUCGAAGUCCUCAGCAUGAUCAAGUAGCUAAGCUAAGUGAUGAACGGAUCACAACUCCCAAAAAACGAAAAGCACCUCCACCUCCCAUUAGCCCACUGCAGAGCUCAGUACCCUCCUCUCCUUCAGUCAUGACGUCCGCUGGGACGCCAGCAUCCAACAAAUGUGACACUCCCAAGAGAUUUAACUACAAGGAGGAUGAGAUUAGGGGAACAGCACUGAGAGAGGAGUUGGAGAAGCUCCACGAGGAGAGAAACAUGUUGCUGGAGACGAUCGAAGACCUGAAGCAGACGGUGGAAACGGUGGCGGGCACCGAGCUGGAAACACAGGUAGAGCACAACUUCACUGCAUCUGCAGCUCUGGUUUCUGCCCUGCAAGCCAAGAUUACUGCUCUGUCUCUGGAGAACCAGCAACUUGCGAGCAAACUGAAGAAGCAUCCGUCCCACCAAGGAAGUGAGGACCUGAAAGAGAGCAGUCGUCCGAACAGCAUGGCGUCCAACUCCUCCUUCCACUCCACCCAAGACGAGUUCGAUCCACAAGUUCCCUCCCCCGUCCAAGCGGAAGCGGAAGACCGUCCAGGAGUCGCCUCCGUCAGACUGGAGGAACGAGACGACAGCGAAAGAGGAGGAGGAGGAGGAAGCAUGGAGGAGAUCAGGCUGCUGAGGCGGGAGCUAGAACACGUUCAAAUAAAACUCCUUGAAACCAGGAAGGAGAACAGCUCGCUGCAGGCCCAGCUGAAACCUGAGCGGGGUCGAGAGAGAGAGGAGGACGAAAACAUCAGAGAGAGAGAGCUGGUGGAGACUCUGGCAGAGCUGCAGGCCAAGCUGACAGACACUCAGGAGAGAUACCACCAGGCCACGGAGGAAGUGGAGGAUCUGAGGGCGCGGAUCGGAAGAGGAGAACUGAUGGACAAUCAGACGUCCUCCACACUCGAACAUGAAGUAAAGCAGCUGGAGGCCCAGCUCGUCCAGUCGGGGGCCGAGCAAGAUAAAGCGGCUCAGGAAAUCAGACGCCUGGAAGAGGAGCUGGGGAGGAUGGAGGAGGAGAGACGGACCAUCAAGGAGAAAGAACAGAGGGCUGCGCGGAUCGAGGAGCUGUACACGGAGGCACAAGAGGAAGUCAGGAUGCUGCAGGAGGCUCUACGAGGUACGGUGCCUGUUGAGGCUGCAGCCAAAGACUUUGAGGAGAUGAAGGCUGAGCUCAGCGAGGUAAUUGAAGGGCUGCAGCGCCGCCUGCUGGAACUCUCACACUCCUACAGCGAAACCAAGAGUCAGCUGAGCGUCGCUCGCAAACAGCUGGCCGAGGUCCAAACCGAGAGCAGCGCAGCCUCAUCCACGUCCUCAGAACAACAUCAGCAGCAGGUCCAGCUGCUGAGCAGCAAGGUGGAGGAGCUGCAGGCGCUGUUGGCCGAGGCUCAGAAAAAGUACUCAGCCACUCAGGAGGAGAUUUCACUACUGAGACAGGAGGCGGAGGCUCAGGCGCAGAGCUCCGUGGCCCUCGCCGACCACACGCACGUCAUGUCCUCCCUGGGAACGGCCAUCAAAGAGCUGGAGAGCGAGGUGGAAGUCCUGAGAGAGCAGCUGUGUCAAAAGACCAAGCAGGUGGAGGCUCUUCAGAGCAGACUGGCCACAGAAAAAGACGCCACCCCAGAUGACUCAGUGUCCCGCGCGGAGCACGACGCCAUGCGGGAGCAGCUGGAGGCUGAAGUGAACCGUCUGACGCAGCUCCUCCAGGGGGCUCUCAGGAAGCAGGACGAGAUGGCUCUGGAGGCUGCAGACGCGUGGCAGAAGGCACGGGACAACGGAGCAGAGCGGGAGGCCCUGCAGGAGGUGGUGAUGUCCAGGGAGAAGGAGAACCAGACGCUGACGUCCAGACUGGAGGAGUCCCAGGACGCGGUGUGUCAGCUCAAACAGCUGGUGGAGAACCACGUUGCCUCUGAGAGAGAGAAGAACAAGAGGAUAGACGACCUGUCUCGGGAGGUCGGGAAACUAAAGGAGGCGUUAAACAGCCUGUCACAGCUCUCCUACAGCUCGUGUUCCCCCUCCAAGAGGCAGCAGCAAACCCAGCAGCUGGAGACGAUGCAGCAGCAAAUCAAACAGCUGCAGUACCAGCUGGCUGAGUCAAAGAAGCAGCACAAUGAGAUAGUGUCCGUCUACAGGAUGCACCUCCUCUACGCUGUCCAGGGUCAGAUGGACGAGGAUGUGCAGAAAGCUUUGAAGCAGAUCCUGAUGAUGUGCAAGAUGCCAAGCCAAGCCAAGGAGGCCUGCUGAGGAGGCCCCCUCCCCCCGCCCAAAAAAAAAAUAAAAAAUCAGAUGGUUUGAAACUGGUUACAAGAAAGCCCAACACAUGGUGCCUCUGGACGAACCUUGAGUAUUUGUUUAUCAAGAAUUGGUUUACAACCGCGUCUUCAUUACGUUUCCUAAUGUAAUUUUGACCUGUUUAGAUACAAUACGUCUCCAUUGUGCUAACAAGCAAUCUGUUGAGAAGUUCAAAGGUCAGCUGGAAGCGCUUCUCACUAAAGCGAACCCGACAAAAGCUACAAGUAUCAACCGUGACAUACAGCACACACAGAUGAACUGCUCCUGUUGACCUGCUUGUUGGGAAGUCAUCCAUAUUUUUACCAAGUAGCUACGUGAGAUCGGAUUAAAUCACAGCAACAAUCAAGAGAAGAGCAAACAAUCCAGCUACAGAUGUUCAUACCAGGUAGAACCGGGCACAGAGGUCGUCACUGGCUACCUUUAUAUGGAUGAUAUUUUUCCAUUUCAAUUCUGGCUUUGUUUAUCUUUUCAAACACUUGCUUUAAAACUCAUUGCCUCUGUCUCUCCUGGAAACUUGUCAUGCUAACUCAUGUUUAAUCCUAGUGGUACAACAUCUACACAAAGAUUGGAUUUAGUCCAACCACACAGGUAGUUACUUUGGACUUAUAGGAAUGUUUUGCACAGUGCUGAGAAAAUGUGCCAGCAUUGGUAGAAACUGUAAAAAUUACCAAUUUUCCUGUGUUGUUAUUUCUUACAUGUCGACAAGUUUCCAGUGUUUCUCUGUGGGAAUGGUCCCCUGCAUUGAUAUUAAGUGUCUUACCUAGCAACAGUAACACAGGAAGUUGGGAUUGGUUUUGAGCAGACCAAUCAGAAGACCAACGAAAACACAACAUAAAAACACAAGCGACACUCAGCUCUGACUGACAUCAGCCAAGCAACCAUUCAGAUGAUUCUUCUUCAUCUUGUGCGUAUCAGCCAAAAUGUACGAUCUCAAAAUGUGCACGUUAACAACACCACACUGAAACUGUCUAAGAAAUUUAGCUCAAACUUAAUCAAAACAGAUUCUGUUACAGGGCGCACGUAGAGAAAUAAAAGACUGGGUUUAUAGUAUCUGUUUUAUGAUACGACAGCGUUAGUAUUAUUAAGUCCUCUCUAACUGUAUCAUCUGUGUCACAGUUUCCUGGUUUAAUCUAAAUUAUUUGUGUCCUCUAAGCAAAGCAUGAGAUCAACCCCAGCCCAAAACAGAAAUGUUUCUUCUUGGCCGCACUUCUUUGAAGAAAAAGUAAAAUAAAUUAAUAAAUUAAAAUUUUACCACUUGGCAAAAACAUGUAAAAACAUAUCUGACUGAACUGUAUUGCCAUGUUUUUUAAGUUACUGUACGUUAAUGAAGAGCGGUGGUUUUUUUGACGGCCUUGUUUUGUGUGUUUCGUGUGAACGAGAAGCUUUUUCCUCCAGUAUAAUGACGCACUAUUUUGUUCUAGUGACACAUAAAUUAGUUUAUUUUCCUGUUAUUAUUCAUAUUUUACACGUAAGUGGUUGUUUAAUAUAGUAAAACAACAAAACAGUACGGCCUCCAUGUUUGUGUCUGUUUGACUGAGAGGAUUGUGAGAGUUCUUAACUUUCCUCUCGUCUCCUUCUUCUGAUCUUUUUUUUUUUAUUUUUUGCAGCCAGUUCUUGUGAAAUGUUUUGGCUGAAAUCAAAGACUUUACACUAAAUAAGAGUGGUCUCGUGCCUGUAAUCAGACAGUAUUCUUUCUGGCUCUACGGUAAAUGUCACCAUCUUAUUAAUUUAUUUAAAUUUUUACAUUUACCAGGAAUGUUUUUUCCAGUUUUAUCUCUCUGUUCUGUUCUUUGUAGGUACAAAAAAUACAUUUCUUUGAGACUUCUGAACUGUUGCCACACUACACUCCUUUGCCUUAGCCACUGUACCCAGAGCCAUAUGCCCUUAGAGAUCACCUCCAGACAUGGUUCACAAUCCUAACAGCUAACACUGUUUAACUGCAGUCAGAUUAUUUGAACCUGUAUGUGAGUGACUGACCCCCUUUCUCACACCUGACUAACACUUGUUGGACCCUGAGUAGAGUCUUUGCACGUCUUCUUCAUGUGUUGUAGAAAACAACAUCCUUCUUCUUCUUCCUCCUAGGCCUUGACUGAAAUGUUUUUGUACUAAGAAAGGGAAAACGAAGAAACAGCUUUUCUAUCGGUUGUUUCAGUUUUGUAGUGAGAAGAACAAUAAAAUGCUUGAUUGCCA
This is a messenger RNA of Mugil cephalus (flathead mullet), 5655 nucleotides long. It is a transcript of the gene rai14, whose product is annotated as retinoic acid induced 14. The record is from RefSeq and is a predicted model, not a curated record. The transcript has 21 exons. NCBI's taxonomy places the organism in Eukaryota, Metazoa, Chordata, Actinopteri, Mugiliformes, Mugilidae. Gene Ontology annotation, molecular function: actin binding. The coding region runs from base 397 to 3417 and encodes 1006 amino acids.